UUUUUUUUUUUUUUUGUGGGGGAUUUACUGGUAAGUAGAUAGCUAGUCAAUGGUCAAGAGAAGAAACGACUUGAGAAAGCAUUACGGGAGAGAGAUGAUAUUUUGAGAAACCUGCACAUCCAGAAAAGAGUGGGGGGAAAACGGAUACAGAUGUUGUGAACACUUGCAGAGAACAGCAUUUCAACAGGAAGAAGAUGAAGACACUUUCCUAAGCUUUACUGUCCUCGACUUCUACAAGCCCAUUUUUCGAAUGAUAAUUGACAUCAAACAGUUUCACCAGAACUUCAGCUUAAGGUGGAAAUUAUAAUAGUUCCUGGCACUUCAGUUAAAUCUCUGAGCUCACCACACUGUCAAAAUGAGAGUGAACAGCCUACAGUCUUUGAAAUUACUGCUCUCUGACCUGGACUAAACACUUCACAGCCUGCAGCUUCAUCUACUGUUUCCUGCAGUAGGUAAAUGAGACAGCUCCAGAAAAUAUGAUCCAGUAAAAUUUUCACAAGGAACUUCCAGUACAUCCCUGAGCUGCCAAGACCAAAGAAUCCACGGGGUGCAGGCAAGGGUUUAGUUAUGGUGUGCUAAACAACAUGAUGCGGAGCACAUAAUGUUUUAAUCUGUGUUUGCUCUAAAUAUGUUGUGUAUGCAUGCCAGACUUUUCUUUUGUGGCUGCUGGGAUUUGCUGUUUCUUCUACUGCUAAACAGGACCAAAUUAUUGUUCAGCUUUCUCUAAUUGAAGGAGAGGGUAUGACCGAUUGAUCAGGACUAUUCUUCAUUGUUGAUCAGGAGCAAGAGUGUUACGGUACUUAAUCAUCUUAUUUGAGGAAUGACUCAUUGAGUCAGGUACUUCCUAAAAACCAAGGCAGUAAAAUCAACCAUGAUUAUCUUGCGGCUCCAAGGGCUUCCUUGGACCGCUACAGCCAAAGACAUCCGUCAGCAUUUUGAGGGUUUGUCAAUUCCAGAUGGCGGUGUACACAUCAUUGGAGGAGAGGAAGGUGAUGUCUUCAUUGCUUUUGGCUCUGAUGAAGAUGCCCGCAAAGCGAUGCAACGUCAAAAACAACCUCUUAAUGGAGGCCGCAUUAUGCUCUUGCUAAGCAGCAAGUCAGAGAUGCAGGAGGUGAUCGCAGAAAGCAGAGCUGCAGCACAGAGUGUGAAGCCCGACCCCUUUGGCACGGUUGGGAUUGUCACCCCAUCCGUACCUCAGACCAGCCAACGUAGUUUGAUUUCCAGAGAGGGCUCCGUAACCAGUUCCCACAGUCAGGGUUACCAAGGGUUUCCCCAGAAUGAUGAUCAACGCAGACAACCAACUGGAUAUGGUGAUAGUUUUCAAGUUGGUAAUGUAAAUGCCCCUAGUCAGUCACUUCCUCCCCAAGAUUAUAACACAUCAUAUCCACCAUCACAAAGUAAUGAGAGACUGGAUUAUGGCCAGUCCCAAAAUCAAAUGUAUGGAAACGAUCGUUUCAAAGAGGAGUCUUUCGGAAGAGGAGAUGCUAGUCAACGUUCGAUGUAUCAGGAAUUCAACCCCCAAGAGAGAAAUCUAGGUAUUCGAAGGCGAGAGGACUUAGAUGCUGCAAGGCAAGGAUCAACAGGCAGAGAUAAAGGGUAUCCACAAGAGUCAGCUCAGUUUAAUAGGCUAUCUGAGUAUGAUAGAGGUGAGAGGAGAAUGCCUUCUGCAGAUGUUGAAGAUCGACAGUUUCGAUCAGGUUCAUAUGGCAGUAGCUCAGGCCCUCUUACUUCAGAUCGUGACAUGUCUUAUAUGCAGGGUAGUGAUAAACCCCGCAGUCUCCUUCCAUCCCCGGGAAUGAUGAAAUCAGAUGAAAGAAGCUAUCAAGAACAGCUUGAUGACCCAAUGGAAGGAAUAUCCACUUCAUAUCCUCCUGCAGGUCCAGCUGACGCGUUUGACAACCGUCAGUAUUCAGAUGAAGACCAAAGAGGAAGUGGUAAACAGGUGGAACCAAGAGACAUCUAUUCUGGACUCACACAACCGAUGUCUGGAUAUGGCAGGCAGAGUAUGGAUAAGGAGCCUGAUAAAGGUAGAUACAUCAAAACACCAUAUGAGGAUGCAUACUGGGCAACAGGUACUUCAUCGAAAGAUCGGCCCUCUGAGCCAAUGCAAGGAAGAAAACCUGAUGAUAUCAAGUCCUUUCAAGAUAAUCAGGGCAAGCCCAUGACAGAGAGAAGAGAAGAAUACUACCAUAGUCAAGGGUCCAAUGAAAAUGAAAUGAAAGGAGAUUUUUCUGGCAAUGAACAAUAUGCAAGCGCCCAUCUUGAUCAAGGAACCUUUUAUGACCAGAAAGACAAACCAAUGGAAUCAUUUGGCAUGGACCGUUCUCAAUCUGCUGGGUAUCCAAUGUUUCCAGAUUACAGAUCUGGAGAGAAGUCCUCUGAUUUUGACAGUCGUUUAGGAGAUAUGUCCAAACGUGCUCCAUUGCUGAAUCAAGAACCACCUUUUUCUUCUCUCAAAGCUGCUGGUGAUCAUCCCUCUUUCGAUUCUCAAACAUACGGUUCAAGAAGAGAUCAUGAACCACCAAUUUCUUCUGCUCCAGCUCUGUUAGAUCAUCCUGCUCCUGAAUCUCCUAUUGGAGCCAAAUUGCCAUUGUUAGAACCAUCAGGUGAUGAGUUUUAUGCAGUGCGCCUCACUGGAUUACCUUUCGACUGCACAGACAGAGGUGUCAGACUGUUCCUACGUGAUAUCAACAUUGCCCCUGAUGGUGUGCAGAUACAUCGUGACCAUCGAGGACGUAUAACCGGUACUGCCAAUAUAAAGCUACAAGGACCAAGUGAUAUUGACCAAGCACUUAAAAGACAUCAACAGUAUAUGGGAAAACGUUACAUUGAUGUACGUCCUUGUCUUCAAUCUGAGUGGGAAAAAGAAAAACAAGUAUCCAGCGCUGAGCCAUCAAAAAGACGAAGUAGAUCACCUGUGAGAGGCAGAAACUCACCCCUGCGAAAUUGCAACACCUGCAUUGAAAUGAGAGGACUUGCUUCUUUCACAAAAAAUUCUGACAUUGUAGACUUCUUUGAAGGGUUAGCAAUGAGGCAGGAUAGCAUUUAUUUGGACCCAAAUAAAGAUGGUUCUGGCUCUGGUAUAGCUUACCUUGAAUUUAUUGACCCGGAUAUGGCAAGGAGAGCAUGCCAGAAGAAUGGGAGACAGUUUAACAGACGAACUGUUUCAAUCAGAAUCAUUUCAAAAGAAAUAAUGGAUGCAAAGAUCACAGAUAUGAAAAGAAGGGCUGAAAGACGCUCACCCGCAAGAAGAAGUCCAGACAGACGAAGAGGAAGUAGCCCAUACAGCAGGAGAGGACGUAGCCCAGGUAGAAGGGGUAGGAGUCCUGUUAGAAGCAGUAGCCGUAGCUCUCCAGGAAGAAAUGGUCCAGGGAGAAAACCAGCUAGCCCUUCAAGAGACAGAAGAGAUAGAGAUAGAGACAGAGACAGAGAGUCAUCACGUCAGAGCAGAAGAGCUCAAAGCCCUGUUCGCCAUAGUUCUCAAGACAGAAAAGAUUCAACAUCAGAAAAGAAAGAUAGGAAAGAUCAGGAAUCAAGAGAAGUAAGGUCUUUGAGUAAAGUUGAGGAAGUUAAAAGUCGUGGGUCACCAAAGACUGAAGAUAAAGAUCGCAUACACAAAUCAGUGACUUCCAAAGAUGCUCCUCCUAAAGCAUUGUUGCCAUCCCCAGACCUGGGGAUGAUACAAAAAGAAAAAGGGAAAGAUCAGGGACUGCUCAAAACCCCUGAGCAUCCUGCAAAUGAGAUUCCUCCUGCUUUUAGUCGCAAACAAAAGGAAGUGGUGCCUGUAAAUAUUCAACAACGUUUCCCCCCGACUGAUGGCAGAGCUGAUGUAACAAAACAAGCACCAGUCAUAGAUUUUCAUGCCAUACGAGAUGCUGUAUCCAGAUUCAGCAAAGAUACAGUAGAUUUGCAAAAAGGGGAGGGCAGACAAGAUCCCAUGGAAAGCAGGCAUGGUGUACCAGAGAACAGACAAAUACAGAUGGGAAUGUCUGGAGGAAUGUUAGGGGAUAACAGAGCAGGUCCAAGGGAUAAUUUUCCAUUUGCUGAUGAAAGACAGGAGGGAGAAAGACCAAUGGAUCUUCAACGUGGUCCAUUGGGAAGUUCACGUAGAGGGUUUGGAGACAACAGACGAGAUGGUCCUAUGGAUAUGCACAGUGGUCUUGCAGGCAAUACAUUUGGUGAGCCUAGAGAUGACAUCCAAGGUGGUUUAGUAGAUACACAUCGUGGUCCUUUAGGCAAUGCACCAGGUGGACCUAUGGAUAUGCAUCAUGGUCCAUUUGGCGGCCCUAGAGACAACAGGGGAGACGAUUCUAUGAAUAUGCACCGUGGUCCUAUGGGCAACACACGUGGGCCUGGAGACAAAAGAAGAGAUAAUCCCAUGGAUAUGCACCAUGGUCCAUUUGGCGGCCCUGGCGAUAAUAGGAGAAACGAUCCCUCAGAUAUGCAUCGCGGUCCAUUUGGUGGCCCUGGAGACAACCGGCGAGGUGGUCCAAUGGAUUAUAGACAAGAAGGUGGCAUGUCUGAUGGACAAGGAAGAAUGCAAGAUUCCUGGCAAGGUGGACCCAGACCUGGCAGACAGAAUGAUGAUAUGGGUGGAGCUCGAAUGCAGAAUUCCCAGGGACGAUCUCUGGAAGAAUGGCGAAAAAAUCCAAAUAAAGAAAUGGAUGGUUCCAUGGAUUUUAGAGAAGAACGACCCAAUGAAGAAAGAAGACACCCUCUUUUUGAGGAUCAUGGGCCACACAGUAACCGUAGCGGUGAAAGAAGAACACUUCUUGAUAGACCUGAAGGUCCACCUGAAGGGAAUGAUAAUGAGAGAGAUGUUGAUCGAAGACAGCAUGGGGUUUUAGAUCGCCAAGAUACAGACCGCAGGGAUGAGAGGAGACCAGGCGGAAUAAACAGAAGGGAUUCAAGCCCAAGGAGGUGGACUGGUAACAAGUCAGAGGAAAGGUUCCCGUCUGGGGGCUUUGGCUUUCCAGAACAGGGUUCGGAUGAUCAUUCAUUAGGCAGAAAUGGUCCUGGUUCAAGAGCUAUUGAUAGAGAUUCCUUUCCUGGAGAUAAAAGGAACUUAUCCUCCCAACAGAGCGAUCCUCCUUUCCCGCAAGGCAGGAAUAUACCUGGUUUGCUUGAUGAAGAUAAAGGAGAAAUUAAAAGAGGAGGAUUGGACAAUCAAGGGUCGAGGGACCCUCAUGGUCGUAUGGACAGGCACCGUGGGUCUCAAGAUAGAUCUGAUCAUCGAGCAAUGGACAGAGGUAUGCAUGAGCCAGGGGAGAGAGAGCCACAUCAUAACACAGGUCCUCUACCAGGGCCACAUGGAAGACCUGAGGAUGCUGGUACCAGUGAAUAUGUGUGUGCACAUAUCAGAAAUGUGCCCUACUCAGCACGAUGGCCAGAUAUUGCUCAUUUCUUCAGUGGCUUACAGAUUGUUCCUGGUGGUAUUCAUAUAAUGGUUAACUCAGAGGGUAAACCGACUGGUCACUGCUUCAUUGAAUUUGCCGAUGCCCACAAUGCUCGUUUGACAGAAGAACGUAGACUUCACCCCAUGAGAGAUCGGCCACUUCAGAUCAAUGCCUGUUCUAAGGCAAUGAUGAUACGUGCUUUGGAGGAAUCUGGAGAAAUGAUGCAAAAUAGACCUCAGCAUAAUUUUGCAGGACGUGGUCGAGGGCCAUCUUUUGGUCCCAGAGGACCACGUUUCCCAGGAGAUAUGAGAGGUCCUUUCCCAGGUCAAGGUCCUCGUCAUAGUUUUGGUCCUCGUGGACCACAUCCAGGUGGCCCAUUCAGACCUCCAUUUGGAGAGCCAGAUAGGAUGGGUGAUGGCCAUCCCCGACAUCCACAUAAUCCUAGACAUAAUGAAAGGCCUCGUGAGGAGCGCGAGUAUCAGAAACCACAACCAUUGAAUACUGAAAGGCCUCGUGAGGAACGCGAGUACAAGAAGCCACAAACAUCGAAGGAAUCUGCAAAAUCUGAACCUGUCAGCAAAGGACCUGGUUCAGCACCCAAGGCAAAUCCCCCUGGGGAAUCCCCAAAGAAACCACAACCAGAAAAACCCAAAGAAACUCUUCCAGAGGCAAAGGAGAAAAAAUUAACUCCUGUAUCAAGUGCAGCUCUUUCUGUUCAUCUUGAUAAACACAAGGGCUGUGUUGUUACUGCAACAAAUCUCCCACUAACAAUUACUGUUGAUGCUAUUGGAGAUUUCUUUAAAGGUUGUAGUACAAUUAAGGGUGCUAUCAAAUUGGACACCAAUGAAGCAACAGGCAAAGCAACAGGACAAGCCAAAAUUGUAUUCACAAGCCCUGCAGAGGCCAAUCGUGCCAUCAAGGAGCGAAAUAAUCGACCACUCAAUGGACGAAUCGUAAGACUCCAUGUCAUGUAAUUCUUUUCGAAAAUUCAAUCCUGCUUUUGGAUAAGACACUGAUCACGCUAUCAGAAUGAUGGAGUUGAUUCAUUUGAAAUUUUGUUCUGAUUGAUAGCAGCAUUCAAGAUAUUGUGAAUGAUACAUUUUUAGUUUGCUGGAUUUUAUUACAUAUUACAUUUAUUUCUUCCCUCGUGGCCUAUUGCAUUUUCUUGAAAAGAAAAUACUGUUAUGUGUUGAAAGGUUUUUUAUUUGACCAACCUGUAUUUUGAUUAUCAACCCUGUACCUUUACAUUCUCGAGCAUAUAUAAUGUCAAUUGUGUUUUAUAUUUGUUUGUUAUUGACCAUCUUUUCCCCAGCAAAAUUCAUGAUCUUCAGAAUGUAAGGAAAACCAUUUUGAGAUAUUCGUUGUCAUGAUGUUCUGGAGUUCAUUUGAAAAUUACUUCAAUUCUCAGUUCACAUGAAUGGAUUUUGACAGUACCCAGUCUUACACUUUUAGCCAGGUUUGUGUUAUUUUGUCGAGGGAGGUGCAUGAGAUCUUGUUGCUUUUUCAUAAGUUUCUUGUGUCCAGAUUUUUUUCUAGCACAUUCUAAAGUGUUAAACAUCUCAAUGAAAUGUGUGUAAAACUCUGGUAUUAACUUACGUAAGAGUAUACUAACACUAAGUUUGAUCAAGAACAUUAUCUUGAAUGAUGAAAAUAAGGCUUUUCUGUACUCAUUGUUGUAAAAAUACAGUCCAAGUAGUUUAAAUGAUAGUUUUGGCACAUGUGAAGUCUUGUUUCAUUGUUGUUAUCUCUAAGAGCAUUGUAUUACAACAGUUUCAAAAUUGUUAUUUUCAUUUCGAACUGUUACCAUUUGAAAUUGUUAAGGCAAGUAAUGUGCUUAUCGUAGAAGAUUCUCUUUUUCUUACAUUUUUAUGUUUUACAUCAAUUGUACAUAUUCAAAACAGAGUGACCACAUAAAUCAUGGGUGUUUUUUUAGCUCAGAAUGAAACGGUCGAAGAGUAAAUAGAGGUCAAAGACUUACAUUAUAUGCUUCAAAAUUGUUUGUGAUUUAUCAUUAUGUAUUUUUUUUGUACAGAACAUCUGUGCACAAAAUAGCCCAGGAGAUUGGGGGAAAUAGAACCCAGGACAUCUUGAAUAUGGAUCUUAUUUUAUUACAUAGCAAUCAUGAGAAAGGACUAAUUAUGAUGAAUAGGGCAAAUAAUACUGCUGCUAAAUUAGCAAUUGGUAUAGUUGAAGAAAAAGAUACUGUUUUGUAACUUUUGUUAAAGGUUAAUGUUAUUUCACUUGAAAGUGUAUAGGUUGGAUUUCUAUUCCUGUCAAACCAACAAAUUUUAGAUUGUGUGUUUCCUUUGUAUAUUUCACCCUUGUAAUUUCUUUUAAGUUCAACUCAUUUGAUUGCAUGUACAUACAUUUUUCUACCUUUCUACCACAAAGAAGAGUGAAAAUGAUUCUUGAUUAGGCACUAUUUUACUUGAACUGAUUUUAAUGUCGUAGCUAUAAUAUUAUAAAGAAGCAAAGUUAAGAUGAUAUCGCUUAAUUUUAAAUGAAGCCUGUUUUGGACAUUUUGUUGCAUGAUAUAUGUUGGAAAAAGGCUCAUCUGCCUAUUAAUAAUUAAUGCCCGUUCUGGCAUAUUUCAUCAUUGUUGUGGCAUUGGUUUAUACAGCUUACAGCUAGUACACAAAAAGAAAAGUUUUGUUGUAGCAAAGUUUAUCUUUGUUUUGUAUAUAUAUUCCUGCUGAAUGAUGUAACCACUGCAUUUUGUUCCAAUUGAUGUUGCUUUUUUUUAAAAUAUAUUUUUGAGUGAUAACCCAGUUUGUUAGUCUAAGAAAUACAUGUACCUGUAAAUGUUCUCACCACUUCAUCAUCAAAAAAGUUCAUUAACUGAACUCAUUCUUUCUAUCAUACCGUUCUUUGUGAAAAUGAAAGCUUCACUGUGCCUAUUGGAGUGCACUGUUCUUUUUUUUUAAAUUUCCAAUUUAUCUUGUGUACAUACAUGUAUAUAUUCUUACUGUCAUCAUUUUGUUUGUGAAAUUGGUAACUAUACUAGGCUCAAGCCUCAAUAUGUUGUUCACUUUUUGUUUAUUCAUUUUUUAUUUUUGUUAUUAUUGUUUCCAAUUCUGCCCAUCUGAAUCAUAUUUCUUGUUACAAUGAUCCUUUGAUAUUUUUUGUUCCGUUUUUUUUAAUUGGGGCGAAAGAAGAGGAGACCCCUAAAAGACCCAAGGUUCGCGGCAUGUACCACUUUCAUUUGGUGUCAAUAGAUACAUGUAUAAAGUGUAGAUUUUUUGCAACUUUUCUAAUGCUUUACUUGUUUGUUUGUCCCCUAGCUGUAUGCUAUGUUAAAAUCUGUCAUAUGAAGAAAAAAUUAAUAAGAAAAUCA
Molecule: messenger RNA, 8730 nt
Organism: Strongylocentrotus purpuratus (purple sea urchin)
Lineage: Eukaryota; Metazoa; Echinodermata; Echinoidea; Camarodonta; Strongylocentrotidae
Exons: 4
Coding region: 872-6370 (1832 amino acids)
Cellular component (GO): ribonucleoprotein complex
Molecular function (GO): RNA binding
Source: RefSeq, a predicted model, not a curated record